This is a messenger RNA of Castor canadensis (American beaver), 1132 nucleotides long. The record is from RefSeq and is a predicted model, not a curated record. Lineage: Eukaryota; Metazoa; Chordata; Mammalia; Rodentia; Castoridae.
AUGGCGGUUCACGGCCAGCACAGGUACUUCUACUGUCGUACUUUGCAGGUUCAGUUGGGAUCUGGGAACUCUUCCAAGACUUCACAGAGUGUACCAGAUGUUUCUGCAACAGAGCCCUGCAGCCAUGUGGUGGAAGAAGCAAAGGAUGAAAUAAAAUCCCAAGAAUUAAACCUGGAAGAGCAGCCAAACACCUCAACUGGUUCAGCUAAGGACUCUGAUGCCAAAAUCUCAGGAAAUGUUGUGAUUAGAAAACCUGCAAAAGUGAUUUUUGGUUUAGAUGAAUCUGAACUGAAAUCAAAGCUAGAGCAACCAUGGAAGAAAAAUCUUUUUGAAAGAGUGGAGGCAAGAGCCCAGGCAAUGCAACAGAAAAUAAUAGAGAAGGAUAAUCUGAAGAAAGAGCUAGAAAAAAAGGCUGAAAAAAAACUCCCUAAGGAUAGUUUGGCCAAAGAAUGGUUUAAUACUGAAAGCAUGACACUGACUACCCGUGCAUAUUUGCUGGAUAAGCUCCUACCCACCUUGGUUCCUGGGGUUGAAAAAAUGUUAGUACAAUUAGAAAAGAAGACUCUUUCAGCAAAAGCUGAUAUUCCAAUCAAGUUUGACCCAAUUAAUUAUUUGGGGGAAUAUUUAAUGAGAAACAAUCCUUAUUAUAUUAAAGACCAAAGAAUGUCUGGUUACCAAAGGGUAAUGAAAGAUGUCACAGAAGACCUGAAGAUACAUGUUCCCGAUACUAUCUGCAACAGAAUAUCCAAGAUGAAAGCGAAUGUUAAACAGAAAAGAAAACAAAGAGAAUACAUUCACACAGUUAAAACCAAGGUGGUUGGCAUGAGGAAACACGCUCUAGAGGAACAGUUCGAUGAAUGGAUUCUAGACCCCAAAGGAAAAAUUCCUAUGAUAGUGAUUCAGAAUGCUAUUCGUGAUUUUUUUCAGAAGGCAAACUUAGACCUCCAAGCACAUUGGAAAGAAUUGAGUAUUAUUGAAUCAACGGAACCAAGACUGAAUAAAUUGGAAUUUACGCAAUUAGUGUCAUUCAUGAUAUGAAAAUGUGAAAAACUUCCACUGACACCUUCUGGUAAGAUCAAGAAAAAGCAGCAUCUUACGUUCAAAGGAAUCUGGUUGUAUGAAUAAUAAUGAG